Molecule: messenger RNA, 4187 nt
Organism: Pelobates fuscus (common spadefoot toad)
Lineage: Eukaryota; Metazoa; Chordata; Amphibia; Anura; Pelobatidae
Gene: TP53BP2
Product: tumor protein p53 binding protein 2
Exons: 19
Coding region: 234-3617 (1127 amino acids)
Biological process (GO): regulation of apoptotic process
Cellular component (GO): nucleus
Molecular function (GO): p53 binding
Source: RefSeq, a predicted model, not a curated record
GGGAGGGGCGAACGGGCGGCUCAGUAUCGGCCUCUUCACCUCCGGCAGACAGCUCCCUCACUACCCGCUACACAAAGCGACAUCACCGGGGAGACCGCGGGACCCGGAGCCAGGGAACUGCACUCACAGGUUCCAUCUCCCAUCAAUGACUGUUUAAUCUUGCUCAGACUGAACAACCUGGUCUGACCCCUUCCACCACCAGACACUGCCACAGGCUGACACCCACUGCUUAAAUGCGGUACGGACCCAAAAUGAUGCCGAUGUUUCUCACGGUUUAUCUCAGUAACAAUGAGCAGCAUUUUACCGAGGUGCCAGUAACUCCGGAGACCACAUGCAGAGACGUGGUUGAACUGUGCAAGGAGCCAGGAGAGUCAGACUGCCAUUUAGCGGAAGUUUGGCGCGGUUCAGAGCGUCCUGUGGCUGAUAAUGAACGGAUGUAUGAUGUUCUACACAAAUAUGGGGCGCAGAAAAAUGAAGCACGCUUUUACCUGCGACACGAACGUUCUCAGUCUAGGGAAUCGGUAAAUUCACAGAGAGUUAACGACCCAAAUAUAAAAAGAAAUGGAGUGCAAGUCCCAGCUGAUCGCCGGAUUGAGAACGGGGUAAAUGGUCCAAGGAUGGACAUGACUUUAGCAGAAUUACAAGAAAUGGCAGCCCGACAGCAGCAGCAGAUUGAGGCGCAACAACAAAUGCUGUCCACCAAGGAGCAACGCCUAAAAUACCUGAAGCAGCAGGGCCACAGACCGCAGCAGCAAGCCAGUGAGCAGGAGAAACUAAAGAGACUGCGAGAGAUUGCAGAGAACCAAGAGGCCAAGCUCAAGAAAGUUCGAGCACUCAAAGGUCACGUGGAACAGAAAAGGCUCAGCAAUGGGAAACUAGUGGAGGAAAUCGAACAGAUGAACAACUUGUUCCAGCAAAAGCAGAAGGAGCUGGUGGUGGCUGUAUCCAAAGUGGAGGAGCUUAGCCGGCAGCUGGAGAUGCUGAAGAAUGGCCGAAUUGAGGGUUACCAUGACAACCAGUCAGCCGUUGCUGAGUUAGAUCGAUUAUACAAAGAGCUGCAGCUGAGGAACAAACUGAACCAAGAGCAGAAUGCCAAGCUGCAGCAGCAGAGAGAGAGCCUGAACAAGCGAAACUCUGAGGUGGCGGCGAUGGACAAACGCGUGAGCGAGCUGAGAGAUCGUCUAUGGAAGAAAAAGGCUGCACUGCAGCAGAAGGAGAACGUACCAAUUUCGUCUGAUGGGAAUCUACCUCAGCAGGUAGCGGGUUCCACCAGCAGGGUGGCAGCGGUGGGUCCAUAUAUCCAGUCUGCCACCAUGCCACGUCUUCCCUCCAGACCGGAGCUGCUUGUUAAACCAGCCUUAUUGGAAGGACCGGCAACUACACAAGUGCCAGAUGUGCCACUGAAGUCACAAACCCUGCCCAACAUGAGGGUUCAGGGGAAGGGGCCAGCUGGCACUGGGGUCUACAGUAUUCAGCCAGAGCCAACUGGGAUAGAUUGGAGCAAUGUAAAUGGAGACAGCCAAGGGACAGAGAAAAGCUCUGUGACAGCUGCGGCUCUCGUGGACACAGACCUAUCUGUAAGGGAGAAGGACAAGAAGACCAGGCCUUCUUCAAUGUUUGAUUCAGUUGAGCAGCCCCCGGUGCCUCCUAACUUUGGAACUUUACGAAAGAAUCAGAGUAGUGAGGAUCUCUUACGGGAUGCCCAGGCUGUCAAUAGAAAUGCGGGGAAGGUACCACCACCAGUACCCUCCAAACCAAAACAGGUCAAUUUACCUUACUAUGGCCAGCCCCUUUCUGUGGACCAAAACUCCCAGAAAUCCUCUUCAUCUUCUUCUUCGUCAUCAUCUUUGGCUUCUACAGGGAGCAAACAGAAAAUAGCACAGCAAAGAAUUCCUCUUCCUCCAAACCAUGAACAACCCCCACCUGCCAAAACUGAUAACCCACCUGCUGUAGCAGUUCGUCCUUUUACUCCACAACCGGCCAAAGAGCCACCACCUCCACCAUUACGGAAACCUCAGAUGGUGGCUGCAAGUUCCAUUUACUCAAUGUAUACACAGCAUCAAAAACCUGGCAAGAGUUACAGUGUACAAGGUGCCCUUAGCCGUGCUCAGACUCGGCCACCAUUACCUAGUGUUUAUGGCAAACCAGUGAUUGGUGGAUCCCAGAAUCAGUCUUCCUACAGUCAUCCAGCAGAUAACACUUUCACUGAUGGAUCAGCUAAAUCCAGCAGCCCUGAUCCAGAAUCCGAAUCCACUAAUUCUGGCAUUGAGAAUCAAGAGACUGAGCGAAUUCCUCGGCCACUAAGUCCAACCAAACUCCUUCCAUUUUUGUCCAAUCCAUACCGAAACCAGAGUGAUGCAGACUUAGAGGCGCUGAGAAAGAAACUUUACAAUGCCCCUAGACCUUUAAAAAAACGCAGCUCUAUCACUGAGCCUGAAGGACCAAAUGGGCCAAACUUUCAGAAAAUUUUGUAUCAGAGGACUACUCUUGCUGCUAUGGAGACGAUUGGUGCUCCUAAACAGUCCCCCGUAGUGUCCAUAUCGGAAAGCUUGGCAGAGGGCCAGAUUGAGCAGAUUACUGUAAGUCCAGAGGUGGACAUAUCCUCCGACACCACAUCAUCUCUCCAGGUUCUUGAUUUCGAUCCAAAUGAUGUCAUUAGUGUAUCCACAGAGGAAAUAGAACUUCCUUCUCCAGUCUUGGGUCCAGACAGCAUACCUGAGGGUAUACCAAAUGAUCUUCCCCCUCCCCCUCCUCCACCCCCUCCUGUUGAAGAAGCACCGUCCCCAGAAGAGCAACAGUCAACCGAAAGCUAUAUUGAAGAGUACCCGCCUUAUCCCCCACCUCCUUACCCAACAAUUGGAGAACCGGAGAGCCAUACUGAAGAUUCAUUUAAUAUGCGCCCUCCAGAGAUUACAGGCCAGUUCUCUCUUCCUCCCGGUAAAAGAACAAACCUCCGGAAAAAUGGAUCAGAGCGUAUUGCACAUGCAAUGCGAGUCAAAUUUAACCCCCUGGCGUUGCUUCUUGAUUCCUCUCUGGAGGGGGAGUUUGACCUUGUACAAAGAAUAAUAUAUGAAGUUGAAGAUCCUAGCCAGCCCAAUGACGAAGGCAUCACUGCCCUGCAUAACGCAGUGUGCGCCGGACACACGGAGAUCGUCAAGUUCCUGGUACAGUUUGGCGUGAAUGUCAAUGCAGCAGACAGCGAUGGCUGGACCCCAUUGCACUGCGCUGCUUCCUGUAACAACGUGCAGGUGUGCAAGUUCUUGGUAGAAUCCGGUGCAGCGGUGUUUGCUACGACUUACAGCGACAGACAGACCGCUGCGGAUAAAUGUGAGGAGAUGGAGGAAGGCUACAGUCAGUGCUCCCAAUUUCUUUACGGUGUGCAAGAGAAGAUGGGGAUCAUGAACCGAGGAGUGAUCUACGCCCUGUGGGAUUACGAGCCAGAGAAUGAUGAUGAGUUGACCCUGAAGGAAGGAGACUGUAUGACUGUCCUGAGGAGGGAGGAUGAAGAUGAACAGGAAUGGUGGUGGGCACGCUUACAUGACAAAGAAGCAUACGUUCCUCGCAACUUGCUCGGGCUGUACCCAAGGAUUAAACCAAGGCAAAGGACACUGGCUUAAAUUCGAUGACCUAAACCUUGUAUGAAGUAUUUUUUUAAAAGGACUAUUGUAUGGUCAGACAAAUUCACCAGCUACAUAUCCAUGUAACUUGAAAGCAAUGGUCUCUAAUUGUAUUUUUAAAAACAAAUGAAGGAUUGCGAUGUAUGUAGAUGGCUGCAUGUACAAACUGAGGACUCUGUCAACGCAUCUUCUCUGUGGUGGAUAAAGAGAUGUUGUUCGGCCCAUUUCUUGGCAAGAAUUUUGGACUUCUCUCGCAUGCUGAUCAUGUGACUGACCCAUUCAUAAUGCCGGCUUACCUGUUCACAUAACGGUCUCCCAGUCUAGACGUUCUCUGCUAUGAAAGAAUAGCACAGUUCUUUAGAAAGCAAGUCUCCAUGGAUGUGAUGUGUUUUGUAAUAUAAACUGAAAGGCUGAUCGCAUUAUUUUCAUUUUAUUUUUUUAUAUUUUUUUGUGCAUUUAUUUUCUUACAUUUUUUUCCCACUAAUAUAAAGUAGAACAAUUUUGCAGAAAAAUGUGUAGUUUUAGAUAUGUCCAGUAUUUUACUAAAAACAAAAAAAAAAAUGUGUUUUU